Molecule: messenger RNA, 1650 nt
Organism: Melozone crissalis (California towhee)
Lineage: Eukaryota; Metazoa; Chordata; Aves; Passeriformes; Passerellidae
Gene: TSGA10
Product: testis specific 10
Source: RefSeq, a predicted model, not a curated record
AUGGGGUUCCCGGCGCGGCGUGCCCUCAGCCCCCGACGCCGCGUCUCCGCCCGUACAGCCCCGCCGGGCGCCCUGCGCUACUCACGGCGUGGAGCGGAGCGGUUCCAGCGCCCGUCCGUGCUCCCGGGGACUCCUUGGAACCGGCGGCACCGGCAGCGCCUUCCGCUUCCCGGCAAGGGUACCACCUUGAGGCUUGAUGCCUUUAUUUAGUCACUGGAAAAGGACACAGACUGCCAUAAAUGUGAGACUGAGAAUUUGUUGAAGGCAUUAAGAAACACAUUCUCAAGUCCUAAGUACAUCUCUACUUGUGGCAAUAAAAAAUCAUCCAUCCAGGGAGUGGUUUCUGAUCCAGAAGUCUUGAAAAUAUUGAGAGAAUGUGAAGAACUUGAGUCAACAUGGAAAAUAAAUUAAUGUCAGGCAGAAAUUCAUGGUAGCUUUAAAGUUUUAGCAGCUGAGACAGACAAAAUUCUCAGUGUUUAUGAACAGGCACAGGAGGAGAUUUCCCAGCUUUGUCAGGAAGUUAUAAAAUCCCCCAGGACUCCUAAAAGCAUCACUCCUGUGACAGCUCAAGCUGUAUUAAGACACAUGGAGCCAGAAAGGAAUACAGCACUGUCAGAUUGCCAAAGGAUGCCUACAGAACAUGCUAGCCUCAGGGAGCAGUUACAGAUUUCCCAAGAAACUCCUUUUAAUGAAAGGGCUCAUUUGGAACAGAGAAUUGAAGAGCUUUAAACUAUUAUUCACAAUUUAGAUAGUGAACAGUUGAUGUCUAAUGUGGCACUGAUGAAAGACACCAUUGAUUCUCUGGAAACUGAGAUGAAAAGAUUGACAAGAAGACUGGAUUCUGACACUGUGAGUUGACAGGAAGCUGAAUAUGCUUCUCUUAGUUUAUUGAAUGAAAAGACAGAACUGAGUGUUUCAGAGAUUCAUUGAAGUCUUGUGAAAAAAAAACUUGAAAUGCAACUUAGCCAAGAGAAAAUGAUUGCCCUCCUGGAAAAGGUACUAUAUAAAAAACUAGCAAAGUACCAAACUGAGCUUGAUGAUAUGAAGUUGAAAGCCCAGAGUUCAAACAGAGAUAUUUUCAGGAUGAAGCAUGUGCUGAAGUCUAAAAUGAAGAGAACUGUGAGCUCUUAUCACAAAGCCUGUGAUCAAGGAGAAAGUUGGGAAGCAAAAUGCCAUGAAGCAGAAACAGGCUUUUCCUGUUAGACUGGCAGAUCAGUGCAGUCUGAGAGCCACAGUUGGAAAGGGAAAAUAGAGUCCCUUGAAACACAGAUGGAGCAACUGCAGAGCAAGUGUGAAUCAAACCAUUCUGAAACAGAACUGCUGAGAAAACAACUGGGAAAUGAAAAAGCAUCUAUGAAAAACCUGGAAUCUUCUCUUGUGUCCAGUUGUGAGAAGGAUUUUCAGUCACAGAGAGCAAACCAAGAGAAAGUCUCUGAAAUUCAGGUUCACAAGGAACAGCUUGCUUUAGUAGAAAAUAAUCUUGCUGUGCAGAAUCAAGAUUUUACUCACCUCAGAAACAGAGCAGCUCAGUUAGAGUCAGAACUGGAUAUCACCAAAACACAGCUGGGGACUGAACACUCUGAUAGUAAGGAUGAAGGAUCUGAAAAGGACAUCUCUGGGAAGAUCAUCUUCUUCAUGGGAAGAAAUUAA